UCUUUGCAUCUGUCUACAUCUACUAGCUUCCACCUUUUGUUGUGGCAAUGGGUUGUGUUUCAUCUAAUUUGCUGAACCGGGACGACGAGUUCACUCAACUCGGUAGCACAGCACUCGGUCACCACAUUGUUUCGCUUACUUCCACCACCUAUGGGCUACUCACUCUUGACCCACCGUCGCAAUCCACCGCUACGCCGCCCUCUCCAGAGCCAUCUGUCACCUCCGAAUCCACCUUCAGUGAGUCCAAAUCGCUCUGGUCAGAGCCCAGACUCGUCCCUGCCCGACCCGAGAUCAUUAACUCCUGGGAGCUCAUGUCCGGACUCGAUACCAAUAGCUUCCGUUUCUCUCAAAGCGGCAGCGUUCCAAAGCCGCGGGUCUCACGAUCUUCGCUGCUGGAUAAAUUCCAGGCCGAGAGCUUCUGUUUCCCAAACACAAUGCUCCCCGAAAAGGAAAACGCCGAUCCUAAUUUAAACAAAAAAGGCACCGUCACGAAGACUCAUUUUUCGAGUUCUCCACCGCUAAACAAAUACGAUCCCGGAAGUGAAGCUAUUCUGAAACCAGCGCCGCUCGACAAAUUCGAGAAUAUAUGUCCACCAAACGGAGAAAACAGAGUGGUGCUUUAUACGACGACGUUGAGGGGAAUCCGUAAGACAUUCGAAGACUGCAAUGCGGUUAGAUCAGCGAUUGAAAGCUACGGGGUUGUUUUUUGCGAGCGGGAUAUUUCGAUGGAUCGAGGCUUCAAGGAAGAGUUACGGGAAUUAUUAAAAGGGACAAACCAAGCGACGCUGCCUCAGGUUUUCAUUAAGGGGAGGCACGUUGGGGGAGCGGAGGAAGUCAUGAGGAUGGUGGACCAAGGUUGUUUUGGGGAUUUAAUUAAGAGUUUGCCGAAGAAAAGAGCUGGGGAGGUUUGUGAUGGCUGUGGGGAUGUGAAAUUUUUGCCCUGCUUUCGGUGCAACGGUAGCUGUAAGAUGGCGGUGGUGGCACAAGAGUCGGAGAGGAACAUGGCGGUGGUCAGGUGUACGGACUGUAAUGAGAACGGUUUGGUCCGUUGCCCCAUUUGUAGCUGAAUCACUUUCUGUUCUAAUAUCCAAGUGUUUGAUUGUAUGUUCAGCUGAUUCAUCUUAUAGGCUGCAAUCUCUUUUUGAUC
Messenger RNA from Hibiscus syriacus, 1147 nucleotides. RefSeq lists its product as uncharacterized. The record is from RefSeq and is a predicted model, not a curated record. The transcript has a single exon. Lineage: Eukaryota; Viridiplantae; Streptophyta; Magnoliopsida; Malvales; Malvaceae. The coding region runs from base 48 to 1067 and encodes 339 amino acids.